This is a messenger RNA of Penicillium oxalicum, 2514 nucleotides long. Its product is annotated as arrestin family protein. The transcript has 3 exons. Bases 1 to 2514 code for a protein of 837 amino acids. The record is from RefSeq and is a predicted model, not a curated record. Gene Ontology annotation, molecular function: ubiquitin protein ligase binding; protein-macromolecule adaptor activity. NCBI's taxonomy places the organism in Eukaryota, Fungi, Ascomycota, Eurotiomycetes, Eurotiales, Aspergillaceae. Gene Ontology annotation, cellular component: cytosol; cytoplasm. Gene Ontology annotation, biological process: ubiquitin-dependent endocytosis.
AUGAUGAUGAUGGUCGCUCAUUUUCUCCCCGCGCAGAUCCCAUCGCGAUCCAACUCCCUGACUACCGACCAACCAUUCGAUCUCCCACGGCCUCUCUGGGUUUCCGCUCUCACCCGUGUUGGAUCGGCACAACGGCGAACGGUGCACCCGAAAGCGACCGUCAAAGAGCGAUCGUCCCCCAAAGCAAAGCCUUCGAGCCGUCGCACCACCCUCAUCAGAAAGCUGGCUGGUCCACGGGAAAACGCGAAGCGGUUUCUUCGCCUACGCUCCGCGGGAGUCAAUACACCCACGCCAACGUCAACGCCGGCGCCUCCGCCAGCGCCACAACCCCGUCUGAAUCCCCGCCGAACCGGACCCCGCCCGGUGUCGGAAGUGAUUCUGCCCUCACCACGCUCGAGGGAAGCUCCGCGGUUUUACGAAGAAGGCGAUAUGCGCCCCGAUCCUACACCCAUGACGGGGGAUCUCCUAUCGCGAGCGCUUCCGGAGCGCACAGCUGCCCCCUUAGAGAGCACAGCACCGUUUGUGCCACUUCCCAACGAAAAGAUCGUCGCCACAGGGAGCGGUCUCACGGUGGGCAUCAGCCUGACGGAGCCGGUUCUCUAUCUCCAGGGCUAUGACCAACAUGAUCCCACUACUAAAAAGUCGGCCAUCCUCCGAGGCCAACUGCACUUGAAAGUGACCAAAUGUGUGAAGAUCAAGAAGAUCUCGAUUUGCUUCCGGGGUCAUGCGCAGACAGACUGGCCAGAUGGUCCCGCUAACACGAGCACAACAGGCAUCCCCCCGAAGAAAAUCCAUUUCCACGAUAAGAAGGACCUGUUCACCCACGGCGUGGUCUAUUUCAACCAUGGCGACACGGCACUGAUGCAGAACGACUACGGUGCGCACUUUUACCAACACGCGAAGCUCGGAUCUCCCACGCCCGGGAAAGAAGGAGUGCACGCCACGACACGGGAAUUAUUAUCCAAGAGUGGAUCGAACACGUCGCUGAGUCUGCUGACCGCGAAAGAUGCCAUGCGACUCUCCAUUCAGAGCAGCCGGGGUCAUUCACGAAGCUUCAGCCGAAACGAGGCACCAGUCACCUCUCAAACGCCCCCGCAGCGUAACUACCGCAUGUUCCCCGUGGGUGAUUAUCUGUACAGCUUUGAGUUCCCCAUCGACGGCUCACUGCCGGAAACCAUCAAGACUGAUUUGGGCUUUGUGCGCUAUGACCUGGAGGCCAUUGUCGAGCGGUCAGGCGCGUUUCGGCCCAACUUGUUUGGAUCGCUGGAGAUCCCCGUCAUUCGCACCCCGGCAGAAGGCUCGCUUGAGCAAGUUGAACCCAUCGCGAUUUCGCGCAAUUGGGAGGAUCAGCUGCACUAUGAUAUCGUCAUCUCCGGCAAAUCGUUCCCGCUGGGCUCGCAGAUUCCCAUUGCGUUCAAAUUGACCCCCUUAGCCAAAGUCGAAUGUCACCGCAUCAAGGUUUACGUGACGGAGAAUGUCCAACACUGGACGGCCGACAAGACAGUACAUCGGCUGCAGCCAGCAAAGAAAGUACUUUUAUUUGAAAAGCGUGCCGAGUCGGUGAGUACGAGUACCUACCCGGGCAGCUCCAUGCGGGUGACUGCGGGAGGCGGCAUCGAUUGGGAUCACCGUGAAGCCGCCGCACGUGGCGAAGAGAUCGUGGAUCGGGGUCGAACCAAUUUACUGGGCAACUUGAACUCCGAGGUUGGUGUGGGACCCACGGAAAUGGAGUUUAACGUGCAGCUGCCCAGUUGUCACGAAAUGAGAGGCCGUGACGAAUCGCAGCGUCUGCACUUUGAUACGACGUAUGAAAAUAUCCAGAUCAAUCACUGGAUCAAGAUUGUCCUGCGUUUGUCCAAAGUGGAUGAGCGUGACCCCGGCAAGCGUAGACAUUUUGAAAUCUCCAUCGACUCGCCCUUCCACAUCCUCUCCUGCAAAGCCACGCAGAACAACAUCUUCCUUCCAGCCUACACCCGUCCAGCAGCGGACCCAGCGCCGCAGGCGCAGGAAUACGAGUGUGGAUGUCCUGGUGCGCCACCGACAACGCGUGAAACCAACUACAUUCAGACCAUAUCGGAUCGCGAAGACUCCGCCUCGAGUCUCCAGCGGCCGAAUUCCAUUCCACCCGUGUCGCGCAGCUUCACCAAUGGCUCCGGUGGUCUUGCUCGUCCUCCUCAAGCUCACCUUGCCCAUCAACCCAGCGUUGAUCGGGAAGCGCCCCGUCCCAUGCAUCUCGUGCGCGCCCCGUCCUUUGCACCCCCGGCCUUUGAGGAUGUCCCACCACCUCCACCGUUAGUGACUCCGCCCCCGGAGUACACUAGCAUUGUGGGCGACAACGACCGCGAAGCGGUGCUUGAGGAUUAUUUUGCACGCUUGUCCUACUACGAAGAUCAGGAUGACGAUCGGGGUCUGGGACGCGUCGAUGUCCCCCUCACUCCGGGGAGACGAGUCAACCGCAGCAUGGAUGUUCCGCGCGAGUGGGUGCGUCUCGAGGAUUUCUCAGCACCGUCAUAG